AUGGCCAUGGUGUCGCAGCACCCUGCUGUGCGUGUGCUUCGGGUGGCGUUGAAGCUAUGUUUGCGUGUGAUGGCGCCUGAGGUGUUCCUCCGACAACUUGCUGCGCUGGCCACGCUCAUUGUUGUACGCCAUUCGUUCUGGCAGCUCCGGCGCUGGCUCCGGCGCUUGGCCGGCAAGGUGCCCUUUGCCACAGGACCCAAGGCCAAGAUGCGGGAAGAGCUGCGGAUGGCUCGCAGGAAGUGCCGAGACUACAGUAGCUUCCAAAGCAUUGGGGAGAAGCUGGACAAGCUUGAGGGCAAGGACAAAUGGAAGCGUGAUGACAAUUCGCCUCUCUUUGAUUCUGAGCGCUUGAGAGAACGGACAAAGCGAUACCAGGAGAUGAUGGCUGCGAAAGACGUGGAUGCUUGCAUGUAUGCCUUGCGUGGCGAGCUGCUCCGAAAGCACUUCGGCAUUUGUAACCCUGCACUGUUCCAGGUGUGCAACACGGGCACCAAGACCAUGAUUGAGAAUUAUGUGGCAACUGUUUGUGAGGCCAUGACCUGGGUGGGCUUCUCCUACAACGCCCCUGGCGUCCUGCACGACCCCGAUACCAAGAAGGCAGAUAUUCAAGCACGCUUGGCUUUCUUCAACGAGACGAAGCACGGCUUCGGGCGUUCGGCGCUGCUGUUGUCGGGCGGCGCGUCCGUUGGGAUGUACCACUUCGGAGUCGUCAAGGCUCUUCAUUUGAAUGGUCUACUCCCUCGAGUCAUGAGUGGAACAUCCGCUGGCUCCAUCGUGUGUGGAAUGCUUGGCGUGCGCACGGAUGAGGCGAGUGCGGCGGGAGGAUUUCUCCUGGUCAGACAACUUCAUGUUGGACUUCUUUGGUGGGAAGGACGUGCAGCGCUACGUGCGCACGGGGGAAGAGCUCUACUCCUCUGA
This is a messenger RNA of Durusdinium trenchii, 918 nucleotides long. The record is from the annotation of a GenBank genome assembly. Lineage: Eukaryota; Dinophyceae; Suessiales; Symbiodiniaceae.